AUGGAUAAAAAUUCAGUAACAGCAAAGAAUGAUAAAUUCAUGGAUAAGUUUUCCAAUGAUUACGUUCAUAUAAAUGAGCCUUUUUCAGUUCCAUUGGAUGGCAUAGAAUUGUCUAAUAAUAAUAAUAAUAAUCCAAUUCAUUAUAUAAACUAUGGAAUUGAAACAUUUACAUCGCCCACAUGCUUUGCUUAUACCAUGCAUUUGUUUACUUUGAUCACUGCAAUUCUUGACCAACCAAUAAUUUAUCCUAGAGAUUUUGUUGAAAUUUAUCUCAAGUUAAAACUGUUGGAUAUUUCCACUCGUGAUAUUUCUCAAUCAGAUCGUUGCCAAGCAAUUUGCAUACUAAAGCGUAACAUCAUGUCUUUGGGUUCAAGAUUUAAUUUAUAUCUGACGCCAGAAAAGCAUGCGUUGUAUAACUUGAAAUAUUUAUUUGAUCAUUUUCAGAACAAUUUAUUAACAAACAUAUACCAACAUGAUAUUGUCGGGUUUGUAUAG
Schistosoma intercalatum is the source of this 495-nucleotide messenger RNA. The record is from the annotation of a GenBank genome assembly. Lineage: Eukaryota; Metazoa; Platyhelminthes; Trematoda; Strigeidida; Schistosomatidae.